Acanthoscelides obtectus is the source of this 1935-nucleotide messenger RNA. The record is from the annotation of a GenBank genome assembly. Lineage: Eukaryota; Metazoa; Arthropoda; Insecta; Coleoptera; Chrysomelidae.
AUGCAUGUGUGUGGAUUUUUUGUAGAUUUUUUUAGAUUAAUAGUGAAUAUAUUUUUUUAAAUACGUGGUGCUUCUAUAGUCUGGCAAACAUUUCUAUGCCUCAUAAAAGAAUGCAGGUAUCCUAGGUUACUGCAUAUAACAAUGUAUUUUUAUUGUUGUCCGUUAACACGUUCGCUGCUCACGCCGACAACGUGGCGGCAUAAGAAUAUGUAUGCGAGUGCUCACGCCGCAACCUUGUCGGCGUAGUCCCUGUUGUAGUUAAAUAUAGUUAUAAGCGAAGCGCGCCUCAGUGUGCCUUUUACUUUAGUAGGAGCAUGUUGCUUAGUGUUCUAACCUUAAAAAUUCACACGUGGUUCGGAAUUUAGUACAUUAAUUUUGCAAUGGGGACAAUCCCAUUCCGGGACCUUCAGUAUCGAAAAGAUUAAGGUUUAGGGAUCCUAGAAAUCUAAACGACGAAGAACUACGUCAAUUGGCAUAUCUUUCUGAGGAUUCCUUAGACGACGAACCAUUUGAAGACUCCGGAAGUGAAUGGAGUGGUGCAGAAGAUAUAAUCGAAGAGGCAGUAAACUCCUUGGAAAGCGACUCCGGGCAUUCAAAUGAUGAGGCGGAAGUCCCUUCAUUGAGCGAAAUGUGGACAGAGGGCCCUCCGCAAUUAAAAAAAAAAAUAUGUUUACUGGGCAGCAACGAUUGAAUGUACCAGUACCUGAUAGAAGGAGGCCCAUCGAUUUUUUUUUCCUCCUCGUGGACGAUAAUUUUUUUGAACUACUGGUCCGAGAAACUAACAGUUACGCAGAAAUUGUGUUGCUGAAUUAAUGUCAAGGGCCCCAUUCCAGGAUUAGCCGUUGGAAACCAGUCAAUAAAGAAGAAAUGUCAAUAUUUUUAGGAAUGACAUUUUAUAUGGGUAUACUCCAACUACCAAGAUUUAGGGACUAUUGGCGUACCGACCGUUUAUACAACUUUAGGAUCAGGAAGUUCAUGAGCAGAGACAGAUAUCUAAUUAUAUUGCGAUGUCUUCAUUUUGCCGAGAACCCUCGAGCUGGGGGAGCAGCUCCAAGUGAUAGAUUAUACAAGGUUCGCCCUUUGCUGGAUUUCUUCAACAAGAAAAUGUCGAUAAUUUAUUCGCCAGGAAAAAACCUGUCUAUCGACGAAUCCAUGCUUCUUUGGCGCGGGCGGCUUCUGUUUCGUCAAUAUAUAAAAAACAAAAAGCACAAGUAUGGCAUAAAGUUUUACCUACUUACCGAAUGUGACGGAACUAUUUUAAAAAUACAGAUUUACUGUGGUGUUUUUGACGAUUUAGGUGGUAAAGGACACGCUGCAAAUGUUGUUCUCAAUCUGUUGGAUAAUUACUGUAAUAAUGGAUAUAGUGUGUACAUGGAUAAUUUCUAUAACUCUGUAUCGCUUGCACGUCAGUUACUGGAAAAUAAGAUCUUUUGUACGGGAACGUUGCGCGCUGGAAGAAAGGAUACCCCCAAGGAAAUAUUCCAGAUAGCGCAAUUCAGAACCAGACCAGUGGGAAGGAACCAUCAACUCAACAUCUUCCAUCAAAAUGUGAAGCAAGGAGUGAAAAUAAUAGAAGACAGCGGAAGAGGUGUCGCUGCUGUUCAAAACGUGGUGUUCGCAAAGAUGCCAUGUACUUUUGUAAAUCGUGUCCAGAUUUACCAGGACUAUGUCUAGAACCUUGUUUCAAGGAAUUCCACGAAAAUCUAAAAUAAAAUGAUAUAUAGGUUUGUUUUAUUUUGUUUUAAUUUGCUGUUUAUAAUUUAUGUUAUAUAAAGAAUAUAUUUUUUAUUAUUUGAAUGUUAAGUUCAGGGAAGUAUGAUUUUGUUUUUUAAUUAUAGUCAUUCAUUAUUUGCUUUUAUAUUUUGUGCAAAAUAUAUAGUAAAUAAAGAUGUUUGAAGGAUAGUUAUUAUUGACGACACAUGUGCGUCAUUGAGC